Messenger RNA from Daldinia caldariorum, 2033 nucleotides. Its product is annotated as cytochrome P450. Lineage: Eukaryota; Fungi; Ascomycota; Sordariomycetes; Xylariales; Hypoxylaceae. The record is from RefSeq and is a predicted model, not a curated record. The transcript is spliced from 6 exons. The coding region runs from base 323 to 1864 and encodes 513 amino acids. Gene Ontology annotation, molecular function: heme binding; monooxygenase activity; oxidoreductase activity, acting on paired donors, with incorporation or reduction of molecular oxygen.
UGUUGUCGGGACCACAAAUACCCUCACUUUUAUGUCGCUGGUAAAUUAGUGGAACGGGAAACCUCAGUCCCGGUUGGUAAUGAAACCCCUUUCACCUGUGACCUACCCCAUCGUCCAAUCAUGUUUGUCUUCUGUACCAGUGCUGCAGAUCACGAAAAGUCUCAGACAUUGAAAAUCAAAAUAAAGAGGGACCCGUCGGUUGUUUAUAUAGUAGUACAUGUCCUCUCCACGUAAGAGGAUGGCGACCUUCGUAGUCGAUCUUCUAAAAUAUUAGGUACUCUGUACGGACAGGGUUGACAAAGGAGAGAAAAAGAAAAAGACAAUGGAUGUGGUUGCAAGUUUCCUCGAGGAACGAGGACCUGUCCUUGCAUCCAUCGCUAUCAUCUUCACCUCCGUAUUCCUCGUGAAUAUACUAUUUGGCAACGGCAGCAGCACAGCGCCGCUGGUGGGCGAAGAGUAUGGAAGUGCAUCAAAGCGAAGAAAAGCGUUCGUGACGCGGGGUUUGGAAUUUUACAAAAAGGGUUACGAAUCAUUCAAAACUAAGGCAUUCAGAGUGACUACUCUUGAUGGCGACCGUAUUGUCCUGCCUCGAAGACUUAUGGAGGAAGUGAGACAGCUGCCGGACGAUGUUAUUAACAUCGACAAGGCUUUCGAUGUUAUCAACGAGCACCACCUUCUUGGUAUAGGUAGACCACAGGUUUCGACUCUGGUAUUUAAUGUCGUUCGAGGAGACCUCACCCGCAGUCUAGUGCGUAUCAACCCCCGACUCUCGGCGGAGACUGAGCGGACUAUUCGCGAGGAGUUGCCACCAUGCGAUGACUGGACCUCCGUGGUAGUCUACCCGACAAUUCUGCGUAUGGUUGCUACAAUAUCUGGUGCUCUGUUCAUUGGUCCCGAGCUGUGUCGGUCGGAGGAGUACUUGAAUGCUAGCAUCGGAUAUACGUUAGACUACGUCAACAGUAUCCAAGGGCUUAAGAAGUGGAACCAAUGGUUGCGACGGGUCGGCCGAUAUUUUACUCCCGAAGUCACUAAGCUCUAUGAAGAUCGCAAGAAGGCUCAUACUUUUCUGCAGCCUGUUCUCGUAAAGCGCCGUGAAAUCAUGAAACAAGGCGGAGAAGUUUCUGACGAUGCUUUACAAUGGAUGAUGACGAAGGCCGACGAGUUGGGUUUUAGCGACGAAGUAAUCGCUGAAGCGCAGCUAAACCUCAGCAUGGCCGCCAUUCACACCACCUCGCUCACGGUUACCAUGAUCCUUUACGACCUUGUAGUCAGACCCCAUAUAGUUGAGGAGCUACGAGAGGAGAUUAAGACUGUUCUUGCUCGUCACGACGGUGUUACAACCAGUCACGCUCUUUUCGAGAUGAAAUUGCUUGACAGUGUCAUGAAGGAGUCGCAGCGGAUGAACCCUGCUAACCUGGUCCGAUUCACACGAUAUGUCCAAAAGUCUGUUACUCUUAGCGAUGGUACUUACCUCCCUGCUGGCUAUUUGAUCGAAUCGCCGCACGCGCUAGCUGUUAUGGAUCCCGAGUUAUACCACAACCCGGAGGAAUUCGACGCUCAUCGAUUUUUAAAUCUGCGAAAUGGCACGACGAAAGAUACUCUGGGAUACAAGAACAAGGAACAAUACCAAUUCGUGACGGUGACCAAGGACUUCAUGCAUUUCGGAUACGGCCGUCACGCGUGCCCGGGCCGCUUCUUCGCCGCCAACGAGAUUAAGCUGAUCCUCGCGCGUAUCCUUCUCGAGUACGACUUCAAGAUGCCCGAGGGCCUUACGGAGCGCUAUGCCAACAUCAACAUGGGCACCGACGCUCUUCCUGACCCGACUAAGGAGGUGUUAUUCAAGCGAGUUAGUGCUACAGCGUAAAAUGGAGUAAUAUACUGUAGUAUUUAGUCGUGUUACAUUAUCUCAUAGACCUGAUUGAUUCCGUGUUUAAACUAGAUAUAACUAGCACAGGAUGGGGAACGUCAAGCGCAAUGAGAAUGGAAGGUCUUGCAUUAUAUAGCCAUAGAUGAGACAUGAUUACAGACUCAUA